AGAACGACAACGCGAAGCUUCAAUGGCGAUAAGGCAGCAACGAACGGCGGCGCAACAGCUACCCAAACGCGACGACGGCAAGCCCAGCCACUCGACGACCACGGCAACACCGCGACACUCCAAUGGCGGCGGCAAGCACGAGUUCGAUGACAGAGAUCCGACAAAGCUGGCAGCAAUGGGCUUCCUCCAUACUUGCGAGCACGACGGCAGCGAUGGGGUUGACGGGCUUCCUCUCGACGCUGCUCUCUGCCUCGGUUCUGGUGAGCGCGACAACGAUGACGACCAGACAGCGGCUGCGUGGCUAUGGCGGCAGCGGCGAGGACCCUUCCAGCGGCGCCUCCUCUGGAUCUCCCUCUCUUCCGUUCAACUCUCUCUCUCUCUCUCUCUCGGGUCUCACUCUCUCUCUCCCCUCUUCCCCGAUCAACUUCCCCCCUUUCUCUCUUCCCUUUCUUUUCUUUUCUGUUCUUGAAGUGGGUAUGUGAAUGGCGGUGGUAA
Arachis ipaensis is the source of this 495-nucleotide messenger RNA. NCBI's taxonomy places the organism in Eukaryota, Viridiplantae, Streptophyta, Magnoliopsida, Fabales, Fabaceae. The record is from RefSeq and is a predicted model, not a curated record.